Harpegnathos saltator (Jerdon's jumping ant) is the source of this 2058-nucleotide messenger RNA. It is a transcript of the gene Ppcdc, whose product is annotated as phosphopantothenoylcysteine decarboxylase. NCBI's taxonomy places the organism in Eukaryota, Metazoa, Arthropoda, Insecta, Hymenoptera, Formicidae. Gene Ontology annotation, biological process: coenzyme A biosynthetic process. The transcript has 3 exons. Gene Ontology annotation, cellular component: phosphopantothenoylcysteine decarboxylase complex. Gene Ontology annotation, molecular function: phosphopantothenoylcysteine decarboxylase activity; FMN binding. The record is from RefSeq and is a predicted model, not a curated record. Bases 136 to 798 code for a protein of 220 amino acids.
UCCAAACUUGGCUUCAACGUCGACCAGUCCAAGGAGAUAUAGAUUUCGUCCUCGUCGUGGACCAUCCCUACUGCCCUCGAUUCUGCCUGCCUGGCGCAUUCGAUUGUCGUGUUGUUUUUGUCAUUGUUGUUGUCGAUGAAACUUUGCGGUAGUCUUCUAAAACGUGAGAGCGGACUUGUAAAAUUCAACAGAAUCGAAAAGAUGGCACAUAUUACCAAGAGGAAAGUAUUGCUCGGUUGCACUGGUAGUGUAGCUACCAUCAAGCUGCCAGAGCUGGUGCAGAAGUUGCUAGACAAGGAUAUGGAAGUACGGGUGGUUGUAACAGAGCGAGCAAAGCACUUUAUAAAGGAUGUGGACUUGCCGUCGGGUGUCCAAGUGCUAUCUGACACAGUGGAAUGGGCAGCUUGGCAGGGCCGAGGCGAUCCGGUGAUUCAUAUAGACCUGAUGAAAUGGGCAGACAUCUUUGUGAUAGCACCACUGGAUGCCAACACCAUGGCAAAGAUAGCCAAUGGCAUAUGUGACAACCUGCUCACCUGUGUGGCGCGUGCUUGGACCAAUAUGAAACCAGCAAUCUUCUGCCCAGCCAUGAACUUUAACAUGUGGCAACAUCCAACUACUGCGCCUCAGGUGGAACUGCUCAGAUCCUGGGGUUACAAAGAAGUGUCCUGCAUAAAAAAACUACUUAUGUGCGGCGACGAAGGAAUGGGCGCGAUGGCCGAGGUAGAUACGAUCGUCCAGACCACCGUACGUAUGUUGGAACCUCGAGAUCCGUAUAUGACUGUGUAUUCAGUACCUUAAACAGCUGUCAACGAUACCAACAUCAAUGAGGCCGUGCUGUCAAGCACGAUCUUUAUGAAAACGUCGUGCUUCGUUCAAGUACACACAGACUUCACUUGUUGGAGCCGUAUACGAGAUACCAAAGCGAAGGCAAUAGUGAAGAGUAUUUCGAUUGAAUUGUUGAGCAUAUCCUCAGUUACAAAGAAUUUUCAACGUUACGCUAAUAAUAAUAAUAAUAAUGAUAAUAUGUCUCGAAAGUAGUACCUACGUCAGUGCUUGGAAUUAUUUUCACUUUUCAGACGAUUUUCGGGAAUUUUCUCUCGCUUCCCCUUGUCUCUUACUGCACUAUCGUACUAUGGCCCGCUAGCGGCCAUAGAUCUAACAGUCGCGCUUCCCGCCUCAGGGCAGAUUGUCAUCGACAUCAUAAUACAUAAUAAAAAACGCUUACCAAUAUCUGUGAAAUUAUCUGUAAUUACAGUUAUUGGUAAGCGCCUAUGAUGUCAACCUAUGAUGCGGACCUCAGGCGAGGAGCGCGACUGUCAGACCUAUGGCCAGUGAGCGUGGAGCGUGCAUAUAUAUAACAAUAUGUGGUUAUUCCACAAGAUUGCAAUAAGAAAAUUCCCGGAAGAAAGAAAGAAACGUUAGAAAGAGAAAGAUUCUCCGAAGGAGUUACAAUUUACGAUAUCUCUAUUUAUUUGAGAUAAAUAAAUGUGAAAUACUCUUUGUUGGUGCCAUUGAAGGAAUCUGUAAUUAUUUAUGAAAUGUACCAAUAACUGAGGAAAGCAGGAGGGAAAAUGUUAAUUCGAUAAAUUUCUUAAACGAUAAAUUUCUCCCAGAUACUAUAAUGUUUCUCAAACAAAUGCGUCGCUCCAAAUUAAAGGAUCUGUUGAAUUAUAUUACGGCAAGUAAAAUGAUUGUAUAAUGAUUAUUAUUAAUUACUAUUCUAACGGUGUUCUGCUUGGAAACGGUGAAGUCCGUGUACAUGAUACGAGUAACAGAGUUAUAUACGUUCGAAGAUAUGGUCCUCGUACGCUUUGCCUGAAUCAAUCAUCACAUACCGGAGGAACAAAUGAGAUAAUCCAAAUCAUAAAUUUUGCUUGUCUAUCAAUUGCGUCGAGAUACAUUGUAAAGGAAUAAUGUUGUAAAAAAGAAAAAAAGAUUCUGUUAACAUAUCCUAAAGCUGAUGCGCCUGAAUGUACAUGCUUUUGUUAAAUAUAUGAAUGAUAUAUCACAGAUGAUGAAAAGAAUAUAAAUUUAUAUGGAAUAUUCCUAUAGAGAGAG